This is a messenger RNA of Toxoplasma gondii ME49, 3572 nucleotides long. RefSeq lists its product as hypothetical. The record is from RefSeq and is a predicted model, not a curated record. Bases 973 to 2418 code for a protein of 481 amino acids. The transcript is spliced from 3 exons. Lineage: Eukaryota; Apicomplexa; Conoidasida; Eucoccidiorida; Sarcocystidae.
GAAAAUUUUAUAAAUAUAACCUUUGAGGUGUGAGCGUACAGGGAAAAGACAGCCGUCAUCCAGAGAACGACGACUCGUUUAGGAGCCGCUAAAAGACUUGUUUUUGGAAGCGCUGAAGUACUCCCAGAGGACUGGAAGGCACUCGCACAGCGACUUGCGCACACAACAAGGACUGCCCUUUAGAACAAAGGGCAUUGAGCAGAAGAAUCUGUUGCUGUUCAGGAGCAUUUCAAGGCUUCAAAGACAGAGAGACGAAAUCUGUCUUUAGGUAAAUCCAUUCGCUUCCCAAAUUUGCGUCUCUACCUCAAUAAUUGCUCUACUCGGGGGAGAUGGCGCCUACCAACGAGAGUGUGUAAGUCAGCUAGCACGCCGACUCUUCCUUUACAAGUCCUCGCGAAGAUGCUUUUCUUUAACAACCUCUUAUUUUCCUUUCCAUCCGGGAGUGACCGUCUCUGCAGCUCUUUAACAGAAGAAGGGGUUACGUCAAUUGUCAAACAACUUUCCGCCCCUGUACUUCUUUCAAGCUCUACCCACCUCGCGACCCCCCUGUCUGACUCAUCUUAAGAGGCAAAUACGAGGACGUCCGCCAUCUCAGUCUGAACAGUUUCUAAUUCCCGGGAAUCCGCUUUUCACCGUCGUUUUCGCGUUCGCUUCGCCAUCUCCCUUCCAAGCUGGUACGGGCCAUUCUGUGCAACCCCGGCGUCGACACCUCUCCAUCGAACGGGACCAUGAGGUCAAGCGUCUUUCAACAUCGCCGAGCGCUGCAAUGAUGCCUCGCCUGAGGCGGAAUGGAAUUCGAGGAACAGAAGACGCGCACACAUACCAGACCAACAGCAGACAUGGACUACUGGUGUAGCGUAAAUCAAACAAGAUCCUUCGAGUUAGACAAGAGACCUGUCUGAUGCUCCGCAUGGAGAGACGCACUCUACCGUCGCUGAAGCAAGAACUGGCGGCAGCGGGGGCGGUGUCACAAUGGAUGACCCCGCGACAACCAAAUCUUUCGAAACCGCGUACGGCGGCGACAGUAUGCUGGCAACUCUAGCGUGCGCCGCAUCAGAGGAUACAAAUUUUCCUCAGAGCAACGAAAGCGCGUCUAGCAUUCUCAGCAAUACAAGUCGCCUGUCAGAGGAAGUCCUAGCGCAGCUGAACGAGAACACGAGGUCGAUCUCAUCGUGCAUCAGUCGCGCGCAGCUGCUGCUGGGACAGCACACCGACACAGCAAAUUCUCAACUGGAAAGUGGCGCUACGAACGGCGUGCACCACAUGACAGAAGUCGGACAGACGGUCCGUCGUGCGAGUUUGGAAGAGUAUAUGGUCUUUCAAGAACAGCUAACUCCCCACCAAGACGAUGAAAUCAGCUUCGAGCUCUCCCAAGAUUCCGACGGCGAAGGAGUCACUUCGCCUUUUCACGAAGACAGCCGAGUCCGCAGUAUCGGACGGAUCGACGAGCCGGAGCCACUUAGCCAACUGCCAGAAUUCGCACCAGUGGCCAAUGCCAAAUGGGAAAUAAGGGAAACCACCGAGGUGAGACCGCCGAGGCCCGCCUCAACGGUGCCUCACGACCAGCUUUCCACCGGAUUCGCCUUCGAAGCCGCAGUUCUCCCGACUGACGUGAUGGAGAGAAUUUCCUCGACCGCGGAACCACAUCCUCCGAAAGCGAAUAUUCAGACCGAGACGCCGAAGCCGAUGCGGUAUCCCCCAUCUUCGAAGGCGAAAACACAUUUCGAAGGGUCGAAUGAUUUAGGUUCGAGACUAGAGGGGACCUGUGCGGAACGCCGAGCCACCCCCCUCAAGGCAAACGCGAGUCGCGCGAAACUCUGGGCCGCUGGCGGCAUCUCGAGGGCCACGGUGGAAACCGUGGUGUCGGGAGUUGGAGCAAGAAGCCGCUCCAGCGUGGGAGCAGCCUCGUGGACUUCCGCGAGCAGCGCCCUGAGCCGCGCGAGUAUCGGAAGCAAAACUCGCGACUCCAGCGUCGAGCCCCUCCCUGGAGACCGCGUUGUCGGAGCCCCGCCCUGCGGCCGAAGUCGAAAUAGUCGUCCUCUUGCGCAACAAGCGCGAGGCCCGAAGGCGUCCGGCGAGACUCCCGCGGUGUUCCCGCGUCUCUGGGAGGGCACGAUGGAGAGGCAGCGCGCGAGAUCUCGAGAGGCUCCUGCUGUCAGUGGAGCCGCGAGACUCAUUGUGCCGCGCCAUUCCCUGGGGAGUUCGACGGGAUCGAACAACUCGAGCUCCGCGCAGCGCAGAAGCAUCAGCGAGAAGGACACGAAGUCAACCGCGAGCACUCCUCCACAGGCGCCAGUCCCCCCCCCCCCGGGCAAGGAGGUGUCUGGGGAACCGAGGGAGGGUGUCGAGAUGCCCACCACAAACCAACGCGACCCCCAGAACAGCAACGGAGACGGCACGUUCAGAAAGGAAAAUUGACAGUAUCAAAGUCACCGUCGUCUCAUCCUCCGGAUAAAGUGGGAAGAGCGCAGUGCCGAGACGGACCUCCGCGCCUACGGAGGGCAUGCACAGCAAAAACCUUUAAAGUUUCACGCUUGCAAUGCGUCAGCCUGUGCGUGAUUCAUACCUGUGCGGAAGACGGGACGAUCAUGCGCUUUAAAGAUGCGUGAUCGUGUAGUGGAUUGUUUACAGGGGACAGUGUUCGUCAGUUGCUGAUGUGUAUAUGCGUUGAAGUGUGUUCUGUGCCUGCAUACAUGUGCCAGUGAGUGUUUAUUGUAAUUUGCGUGUUGCAUAUUUUGGUGUUUGUGUGGUGCCUGCGUGUCUGGACCGCAGCCUGUCUACAGCCAAGACAGACUCAAUCUAUUCAAUCUCAAGCGUCCGUUCCUUUUGGGCAAUCUCAGCCACGCUCCGCCACAGAUGCAUAGGCCGCAAUCGAAGCCAUCUUUCUCAAAAGCCUUUUCCAUCCAUUUGACGCAUACAGUCUUCGUAAUACAAGGAAAAUGACGGUUAUUCCUUUCGAAUCGUUCUGUAAGCAAAGCCGUGACCUUUCCAUGGUCGGGUAACUUCCUUUCUGGCCAAAUCGCUUUACCACGAGUUGGCGCGAUUUGCACUGGGCGCUUUUCGGGGGAUUUCGUACACCCUUUAAUGGCACAAGAGUAGGUGCGCGGGGAAACGAGAUGGUACGCGAAGUCAUUUUCGAUCGUAGCCGACGAGCGUCGUUUAUGUGAGCUAUUUUUCAGACAAUGUCUUUGAUGAUUCUUGAGAUUUACGAAACAAUUGUCACCGGCACAUGCCAUAAACAUUUGGCGUUGCUGAAAGUUCCUUUUCCUUCCUUGUAUGCUCUUACAUUGCUUGAAUCGCAAACGCCCAUUUGGGCGACUAUCAGAAUAUGUGUCUUCGUAUCCUCUUGCCUUGCUUGAACGUAGGUGACGGAGUUCGUGUAUAAGAGAAGCACUCCAGAGCUUAUCGUAGCGGUCUUCUGCCUCCGAAUGAAGAGACGACAGUUCCCUUAAUUGUCAUGUCGUAUCCUUUCUUCCCGUCCCAGUUCGACGCCUUACGAAACAGCGAAUUAUAUCCUUGCUUCCCAUCACUGUUAGAGGCGUUAUGAACCCAGAGUUGAUUGGAAACGUCGC